GUUCGGUUGACCCAAAAUCUGUGACAGCUCGCGCGUGCAGAUGAUGGCGGUAAAUAAAAGCCGCACGCAAAACCGCAAAUGAAGAAAAUAUAUCGGCAUCGACCGAAAAAAGCUCGUAUUCCUUCUUCAAGCUCACUUUUCCUCAGCUUCUGGCUAUCGUGGGAGAGUACACGCCGGGCCCUAAAGUUUCUGUUUCCGCGCUGUGUGGUUUGAGCGGGUCUGUGACUUUAAUCGGCGUUGACCUCCUGGUGUUUUGUUUAAAGAUUUAAAGUGAAGUUGAGCUGCGGCUCUCCCUUCAGCUGCCUACUCGGCACCCCGCGGCUCGGCGCCUCGGCCACGGCGGCGCGGGCGACUGACCUGCGAAGUUUCUGUGAGCGGGUUUCGGGAGGGCUGGUCUGAGUGUUCUUUGUUCUGGGUGUCACGCAAGGCUAAUGCUGUUGACUUAAUGUGAAUGAAGAAAAUUUUCCUUCUAAGGUUGUGAUGCUCAACGCAUGCCUAUUAAAGCAUUUAUGAGACUACUUUCACGGCUCAGGGUUGUCAUGGCGCAGUGGUGUGGCUCUUGACUUUGAGACCACAUGUGCGUUGGGAGAGAUGGACCGCUGUAAGCACGUGGUCCGUCUCCGUGUGGGCCACGACCACUCUAUCCUGAACCCUCUGAAAUGGCGCUGCGUGGACUGCCACACCACCGAGUCUGUGUGGGCCUGUCUGAAGUGCUCUCACGUGGCCUGUGGUCGCUACAUAGAAGAGCACUCCCUCCGGCACUACCAGGAGACCCAGCACCCACUGGCGAUGGAGGUCAGAGAACUGGAUGUCUUCUGCUUUGCCUGCGAGGACUAUGUACUGAACGAUAACGUUGAGGGGGACCUGAAGCUCCUGCGCGGGGCGCUGUCCACUGUGCGCAGCCCGGGACAACGCUCGAUGCGUUCAGCGUCGGCUGGGGAGUGUUCUGUACGCGUGGUGGGGGAGGGGGCAGGUCCACGGCCAGCCAUGCAGGUGGCCCUGCGGCACCGCCGAAGGGUGCUGCUAGGUGGUGCUCUUCGGCUGUGGAGGAGCCGGCAGCAGGAAAUGCAGAGGAAGCGUGAGGAGGAGCAGAGGAGGCGUGAGGAGGAGCAGGAGCAGGAGAGGGAGGAGCUGAGAAGGCAACGACGGGAGGUGAAGAAAAGGCUCAUGGGAGAGCAGGCCAAGGUUCCACCCAGGAAGAGCGCCCGCCUCCUCACACAGGCACCUCGCCCCACGCUCUCUCUAAUCCCACGCAAGUUCCGCGACCCACCCGAGAGACCGCCUCCACCACCCAAACAGCCCCUGCAGCCCUUGUCCAACAAGCUGCUCUCCAACAAGCCCAACAAACCACUCCGAAACCGUGGCAAACUGCGUAGGUACUACGUUUCCCAGACACCCCGGCGCAGGCGCCUGGCACCGGGCGUCACUGGGCUUCGGAACCUGGGCAACACUUGCUAUAUGAACUCGAUCCUGCAGGUGCUGAGUCAUCUGCAAAAGUUCAGGGAGUGCUUCCUCACACUGGACCUGUGCGAGACCGAGGAGCUGCUGGCUAAGACCAAGCACUCGCAGGGCUUGCGUGGGGUCUCGGCAGGUGUGAUGGGAAGUGCCAGUGCCCUCAGUGCCCUGGGCCGAAUGGGGCGUGCGAGUGGUGCAUUAGCAGUCACCGGAAACCAGCAGAGUAGCGCUGUGGAGCUGGUGCAACCGAAUGAGCCGCGUUCCUCCUCCCGCCAGCAGGUGUCACUGUGCCAUGAGUUGCACACACUGUUCAGGGUGAUGUGGUCGGGCCGGUGGACGCUGGUGUCACCCUUUGCCAUGCUGCACUCGGUGUGGAACCUGAUCCCAGCGUUUCGUGGCUAUGACCAGCAGGACGCCCAGGAGUUCCUGUGCGAGCUUCUGGACAAGGUCCAGCAGGAGCUGGAGUCGGACGGCAGCCGCAAACGUAUCGUCAUCCCCAUCACGCAGAGGAAGCUCUCCAAACAGGUGCUCAAGGUGCUCAACACCAUCUUCCACGGACAGCUGCUGAGCCAGGUGACGUGUCUGUCCUGUAAGCACAAGUCGAACACAGUGGAGCCAUUUUGGGAUUUGUCUCUGGAGUUCCCAGAGCGCUACCACAGCCUGGAGAAGCCCAGCGCAGCUGCCUGUCAACGGAGCUGCACGCUCACCGAGAUGCUCGCCAAGUUCACAGAGACCGAGGCUCUCGAGGGCUGUAUCUACGCAUGCAACUUCUGCAACAGAAAGAGGCGCAAGUCUUCGCACAAGCCGUUGGCGCUGUCCGAGGCAUGCAAACAGCUGCUGAUCUACCGUUUACCUCAGGUGCUGCGGCUUCACCUUAAACGCUUCCGCUGGUCGGGCCGAAACCACAGGGAGAAGAUAGGUGUCCACGUGGCGUUCGAUCAGGUUCUGAACAUGGAGCCAUACUGCUGUUCGGACUCGCGCUCCUCUCUACACCGACAGGCCUACACCUACGACCUGUCUGCUGUAGUGAUGCAUCAUGGGAAGGGCUUUGGCUCUGGACACUACACUGCCUACUGCUAUAACACAGAGGGGGGUUUCUGGGUCCACUGUAAUGACUCUGAGAUGAACGUGUGUAGUGUGGAGGAGGUUUGCAGUACUCAGGCCUACAUCCUGUUCUACACACAGCGAUCAUCUUAAAACUACCAAACACAUGUAUGUUUAGCUUGGCUACUCAACAUGUGUGUUUAGGCUGGACCUUACGACUCAAUGUGUGUGUUUAGAACAUGCCCAGCUACCCAACACUUGAGUUUAGCUCAGGCCUAGCUACUCAACACAUGAGUGUUUAGGAACAGCCUGACUACCUAACAGGAUGAACAGGUGUGAUAACCCAACACAGCUGUGCUUAGGUCAGGUAUAUUUCUCUACUGAGGUAUUCUUAAUCAGGGCCUGAGUCUUUUAGGCCAGGCCUGUCACUCAGCUCCAUAGCCACACUUGGUCUCCUCAGACCUUAUCUCAGAGAUUUUUUUUUUUUCUCUUUUUUUUCCCUUUUUUUUUUUCUACACACUGAAUUCAGCUGGUUCAGAUCCACAUGAAGACUCUGCUAUAAACCUGCUCUCAGGACUCACCUCAGCUGCGAGUGAGCUGAAGGACUUGGAGGAGAGAGGGGUUCUCUGCUGGCACACUCAAUUCACCAGGGCAUUUGAGACCGGCCUCUGCACACUGGCCCUGACCUGCAGCACUGCCAUUCGCUGCCGGAGAGUGGGGUCUGCUGGAGCUGGUUGCCAAGGUUAUGGACUUGGUGCUGUUUGAUGGGGAGUGGUGACGACUGCAGGCUAAGGCCAGUGCUCUGUGAGGCUGGUCACUUUUUUUGCUGGAAAACUGAAGGAUUUUAUGGAAGACAGACUGCUGGGUCCAGAUCGGAGAAGGCAGACUGGAAGAUGCCUCUGUCGACCUUUACCACAGGACAGGAAAUGACACACUCCAAUCAGGAGGUCCUCAGCUUUGUCAUACGGUUGUUUUGUUUUUCUACUGUUGUUUCUAAUGUGGAUAGUAAAGUUUCUUUGCCAGGGAAA
Molecule: messenger RNA, 3527 nt
Organism: Electrophorus electricus (electric eel)
Lineage: Eukaryota; Metazoa; Chordata; Actinopteri; Gymnotiformes; Gymnotidae
Gene: usp49
Product: ubiquitin specific peptidase 49
Biological process (GO): protein deubiquitination
Molecular function (GO): zinc ion binding; cysteine-type deubiquitinase activity
Source: RefSeq, a predicted model, not a curated record